AUCCACUAAAUUUCCGUGUGUAAACUUCACACCCUCUCUCACCCUCUCACUCGCCUAACACUUAUACCUACUCGUCUUUCAAUCAUUUCAGGCUUGAUUGAGAGAUAAAGGACAAUAAAGGAAAAUAAAAGUCCUAUUGACUAACGACGUAUCCUCGGAAGCGGCUUUUCAACUUCGAGCCCCCUGUCCGUCGUAUUCAUUCAUCUCCGAUUCCGCACUUUAUCACGUCGCUCACACGACUCUUGACAACUAAACGCGUGCAUCGUGCAAACAGGCCUGUCAACGUAUUAUACACCCAGCAAACAAAUCCCACCAUACAGAUUGGAUACCGUUGCUUUGGUUCUAAAUCAAUUCGAGAUAUCUAAAAUAUUAAUUACCUUUGAUCUCUUUCUUCCCCUCCUCAUUCGGCCAACUCGAUCUGAUUGCCAAUCGCCAUACCUGCAUCAUUCGACCCUCAUUAUUGCGUUGUCUUGCAUUGCCCAGACACCACCUAACUAGGCAAUUUGGCGUCCACUUCAAUGUCUUCCCACGCCAUGGUCAACGCAGCGGAAGGCUCUAGCCAUUGGAUGGGAGCCUGUUAAAGGACGGUCUGGUGGUUUCCGGCCCUAGGUAUUGUUGAUUACAUAUCCGUACUCGACAUUCAGGGCUUUUGAACUACCGGAUCCAACAUGUUGGGCAAGCUUUUUAACUUGACUUCGGGAACCACCGGAGGCGCAAAUCCUCCAGAAGGGGCCACGCCAACCAAGCCAUCUCCUGAAUCGGUCCAGGAAGAGAUCCAUACACGCUGCCUCUUAUUUCCAGAUACGCAGGCACUCUAUUAUCGUCAGGAUCAGGUCUUCCCUUUAUCUUCUGCGGCAGGCGUCCAGCCCGGGGUUUCCGCCAACCCCUUUGACUAUGAUGGCGAUAUCGAUAUUGAUGUACGCGAUGUUCGCGUUAUAAUAAUGCAAGAUACCCUAGGCUCAGUUAGCCCCUCCUUAUUAUUCGACAGCCAUCCUGCUCCAUCAGCUGGCUCGCCAAGCGAUCGGCCACAGCCGCCAAGUGCAACUUCUUCCUCACAGUCCUUGAUGCAGGAUCUCCGACGAGUGCCUACCUCUCCACGGAAAAGCAGUCUAGGGCAGUCUUCAAGACCAUUAGUUAUUCAGCCAGGUAGUCCCCAACCCCGUCAAGGUGCAUUCGACCGACGAGGAUCUAUUCAGUCCCGCGCCUAUACUGCUGCGGAGACUGAUUCCCAAAAGGCGGCUAGGGAGUACCGCGAAGAGCUCGCUAGCUUUUCGAGCUGUAUCUUUGCCAACUCGGAAGUCAUGUCUUAUAAGGGGACAUCGACUAAGGUCCAUAUUAUUCCAAGUGAGCAGCGACCAUCUGGAAUUUCUAGCUCAUAUAUGGGAGACGGCAGGGGGUCGAUGGGGAGGUCGAGUAUGCGGUCAAGUAGACUGGCACAAUCCUUCACAUCUGAUUCGGCACAUACACAUUUCCAACCCUUCUCUACAUCUUCUCGGCAGCAGGAUCGUAACAAGAUCCUGGUGACUCGAUUAUUCCCAGUGAACUUACCGAACGACGAUCCCGAUUCGCCUAGCCAGAUUACAUCACCCCAUAGCCGGCUUUCUGAUGAUAGCGGGGGCUUUCCGUUUCCGUGUUCCCCAGACGAAAACAAGCUGAACAAGAAGAAGUCGAAGCCCGUACAAAAGAGGACACCCAUGUAUGCCGUUGCUUUAGUAUUGCAACUUCCGCAAUGUCCGAACGCAACACCGGCAACGGCACCGAAGCCCAUGUUUCGAGGACCCAGCUCUUAUAACGAGCAAGACACUUUCCCUUCUUCUUACGGAUCCGCUCGCCGAUCUGGAUGGACGAUGGUCGGCUCUGGGUUCGGUUCGGAGUCGUUUGAAUCAACGUACUGUAACGAUAUCGAGGAUCGCAUGGAUGCGAUAACUCAACAUUGGGAUAUCAUUAUGAGAACUCUUACUCACCUUCAAUCUGUUGUAGCCACCACACUAAUUCCGAUGUUAAAGCAAGUGGAUAUGGCAGCGCCAGAUCCAUAUCCCUCAAGCAUAUCUGCACAGAUCGCCCGAACAACAUCAGUCAAAGGUCGAAGGGGCUCCGACGGCUCUCAGAUGAAACCAUCUAAGACAAAUGCGAAGUUAGUGGCACUCCCGCCGAGCUGCUUAGCACAGGACCAGCGCAUAAGCGACGAAAUAGAUGAUGCUAAAAUCCGGAUUGUAUCGGGACUUCGGGCCACUAGGGUUGUUACGGGCCAGGGUCGUUGGGGUCCGUGGCGGGAAGAGGCGAGAUGGGUUGCGAAGUGGGCCGGGACCAAAGAGCAAGGCUUUUUCUUCUUUAAUCUGUUGACAGCAUUCUUGGCGACGCACACCGAAUGGCUUCAAGCAUUAAGUCCCGUUUGGUAUAGGAGAAGACGGUACCAACAGCAGAAGGUUAAAAGCGAGGAAGAUACAUCCUUACCGUCGCGAACGAUAAUAGUUGCUAAAGAUAAGAUGGCUGCGAGGAGGUUGAUAUUUUUACUCUCCGCCUUCCUGCCGGCUAACCAGCAGCUGCCAACUGUUCGCGCUCAGCGCCCGGCCACUUCUGCGUCGGCUGCCGCCUUUGGCCAUUCGCCGCCGUCGUACAUUGUGCCGAUCAACAAGGAAGAGUCUCUGCGCCGGAAAAUUAAUCGUCGGCAAGGACCCAGAGGUGCUUCUCACACCAGGAGUUUCAGCAUUCAAUCGCAAGCUACGACGAGAUCGGUGACUGGUAUUCCUGCGCAGCUCGCUCACCUUAGUAUGGAGUCCUCUAAUGCAGAGCGUCGAUCGUCUGAUUUCAUUAAGCCAGCAAAUCUCCUCAUUGCCGGAAACGACCAGAACACGCGAAAGAGCAGUGCCGCAACAGCUAAUACCGUAGUCCCCGAUUCGGCCAUUCCACAUUUCUCUACGAUACAUCGAAGCAACACAGGCCGCGGAGGCCGACCUGGUAGUGGGAGCAGUUUUGCUGCAGAUGACCUGAAGCGGUCGCUUAAGAGAGGUGACAGUAUCGGCCAUGCUAGCCAUGCAAGCACAGACUCUCGCCAAAGUUCGCGAUGGGGCAGUGUGAUCAGUGGUCUAUGGAGCGCAAGACGACGAGAUUCGACUGCUACGACGUCGCAAAUUCUGGACAUGCCAGCUCAUCGCGACAGUCCGCUCUCCUCGCCUACACAAGCUGCCCCUAGUGGGAAGGACAAGCUUUCGGAGAUGGUUAGAGAGGCCCAACUUCUUGAUGCGAUUGCGAACCAAUCAACAGAUCGUGAUCCUACAUUGGUCCAGCAGCCUGAUACUCCGCGAAGGAUGGAGGAAAAGCAGUUUGAACCUCAGUCGAGAACCCCGGAUCCGUUAGGCGCAUACGAAUCACCGGUGAAAACAUCUAUCAACAAUGACGACGGAGUAAUAGAUGUUGAUGUUCAAUUCCCAGACUACCUCACUUCAUUUGAGACCGCUGUAAGCUCACCAUCCAGCAGUGGUUAUCUCUCAACCCCCGGGCUGGGUAGUGGACUCGACGGCUUUGAACAAUUCUCGAGACUAGCUAUUGACGGCGAUGCUCCCUUGAACGUUGCGGGGUGGCUUAAGCGCUUCCAUCCUGACUUUACGCUUCAGGCGAUCCCGCCGCAAAAUAACCUCUUAGACGAAGUACGAGAAUCUCUAGCUGCAGAACCUACUCCUACAAUUCAUCUCAACUCCGGCCCAGAAGAUUGGCCCACGGAGCACUGGGUUGACGUAAGCACCGCUAUCAUCGCCGAUACGACUAAUUUUACUAUAAAGCGGCUUCGGUACCGCCGUCUAGUAAAGCCUAAGCUACCGGUCGAUCGAAAUAGCACAAAUUUCUUGACGCCGUAUGGCUCGUCCUUGAUGACACCAGCGCUGUCGCCUUACGAGCAACCGAUUCAAGAUAAGGUCGAGGAAGAGGAAUUGUUCAGCUUUGACGAAGCUCUUAUUGAUGCUGUUGAGAGAGUUAUCGCCCAUAGCAGUGAUGUGAGCAAGGGAACUUCGACUGCGUCUUCGCGAUCUACUAGCAAGCGAAGAGGGAGAAGGGAUAGUGAAGUUUCUCAGAUGACGGAGCAAGAGACGCCAAAUUUCCCUAUCGAUUUCCAAGAGGUACCACGCGCAGAAUGCAAGGUGGUAGUCUUGUCCGCAUUAUCAGGGAUCGUACAAGACGUGGUGGAUCAACGCGAGAGGGAGAGCCAGGGAACAAGCUCAAACACGCCCUAUGAGAUAAGCCGCGAGAAGGAGAGCACUUUACGAACCGCCGUUCGAACGUGGCUCGAAAGUGUGGAAAUCACUGACGGUUGACCUUCCGGAUCUUGGGCUACCUCUGUGGAAGGAUACAAGAAAUUAACUUGUCCGAGGAGAGGCCCUUUUAAUGAUAAACGACCACUAAUGACCUAAUUUAUUUUGUCUUUUGU
This is a messenger RNA of Annulohypoxylon truncatum, 4420 nucleotides long. Its product is annotated as folliculin-interacting protein N-terminus-domain-containing protein. Gene Ontology annotation, molecular function: protein-folding chaperone binding; ATPase inhibitor activity. The coding region runs from base 669 to 4307 and encodes 1212 amino acids. The record is from RefSeq and is a predicted model, not a curated record. Gene Ontology annotation, cellular component: cytoplasm. The transcript has a single exon. NCBI's taxonomy places the organism in Eukaryota, Fungi, Ascomycota, Sordariomycetes, Xylariales, Hypoxylaceae.